Molecule: messenger RNA, 2523 nt
Organism: Coregonus clupeaformis (lake whitefish)
Lineage: Eukaryota; Metazoa; Chordata; Actinopteri; Salmoniformes; Salmonidae
Product: adenosine receptor A1-like
Exons: 5
Coding region: 1013-2164 (383 amino acids)
Biological process (GO): G protein-coupled adenosine receptor signaling pathway
Cellular component (GO): dendrite; membrane; synapse
Molecular function (GO): G protein-coupled adenosine receptor activity
Source: RefSeq, a predicted model, not a curated record
AGAAGGGCGUAGAAGGGAGAAUAAAUGAAUUCCGAAUAAAUAGUCUAGGAUAUCAUGGGAAUAAACCUACUAGAUAAAUCAAAGAGAGACUUCAACCACCAUUCGCCCUCAGGCACAAAGAGAGAGAGAGAAGUCUCUGGGACGGUCCUGGCAGCACAACAACCAUUAUCUCCCGAUUUCCUCUCUCCAUUGGAAGAAACAAGGCACCUGCAAUGGCAAUUCACUGAGUUGGAAUUAUGGCGAAAUGGGCUUCAAAAUAAAACACUUUGGAAUGUGAUAAAUAAAACGGACAGGGAAAAUCUGAGCGUGUGAGAACAAAACAAAUCAGAGCGAGAGCAAAGCGCUGUGAGCUAUAUUAAGUCACCGCAUUGCUUUGACUCUCAAAGCAACGGGAACGGGAAAGAGCACGGCGCACGAGCACGGGCGCCCCGGUUGCGUACGAUUUAAGCCGCCGCCUACCACAGCAGGGAGACCGUCCUGUUUCGUCCACUAAAUUACUAUCCAUGGCUGAUUUUUUUAUACGACCUGCUUUUCAACUGGUAACCGAGAAACCGUGGAUAAAAUAAGAUAAGAUGUUGAAGUGAUUAUAGGGGGUAAAUAAUAAACAAUACAACAAUACCGGGCAAGCAAGGUCCCUUCCCCGAGCGCAGGUGGAUCCAGCGAAGUGGUGGAACAGGGUGUUGAACGAGGACAGGAUCAGCAGCGCGUGACAAUAACAUCGGGACUACUAGUCUACUAGGUCUUCAAAGAAUAGGUCUAACUAUUCAUUCCUAUUUUUGCUUUUUGAGGUCCAUAUGAUGCUAAAUCGUUUCACAAACUGGAUGUGUAUCAGAACUUCAGUAUGGUGGAAAUAGAAUAAUCCAAGUGAUGUUGCCACUGUAUAACGCAUAACGCACUUGGACUAAUAGGAGUGUAACCCUAAUUAAAUUAUUGUUUUGUAGGCUUUCCAAGCCUGCUUUUGUUGGAAUAAUACCUAGUUCUCUCUCAUGUGGACCUAUAAUAGUCUGUAAGGAUGCCUGAAGCACUCGCCCCAGCCCAGGCGCUCUACAUCGGCAUGGAGGUGCUGAUUGCCGUCUUCUCUGUCCUGGGUAAUGUGAUGGUGGUCUGGGCAGUGAAAAUUAACAAGUCGUUGAGAGACACAACAUUCUGUUUCAUCGUUUCUCUGGCACUGGCGGAUAUCGCAGUGGGAGCCAUGGUCAUCCCCUUGGCGAUAACUAUCAGCAUCGGACUCCAAACUCACUUCUACAGCUGCCUGAUGGUCGCGUGCACGGUGCUGGUGCUGACGCAAAGUUCCAUCCUAGCCCUCCUGGCCAUUGCGAUUGACCGCUAUCUCAGGGUCAAGAUUCCAACCAGCUAUAAGCGUGUGGUGACAAAGCAGCGAGCGGCCGUGGCGGUGGUGGUGUGCUGGACCGUGGCCUUCGUCGUGGGCUUGACCCCCAUGCUGGGCUGGAACAACCUGUGGAGGCUGCAGCAGAACGGUUCCCUGAACGAGGAUCUCAUCAUCACCUGUCAGUUUGAGAACGUAAUCAGCAUGGACUACAUGGUCUACUUCAACUUCUUCGGCUGGGUGCUGCCUCCUUUACUCCUCAUGCUGGUCAUCUACACAGAGAUCUUCUACAUGAUCCACAAGCAGCUCAACAAGAAGGCUUGCACCGUCAGCCACACCGACCCCAACAAGUACUAUGACAAGGAACUCAAACUGGCCAAGUCAUUGGCUCUGGUUCUCUUCCUGUUUGCCAUCAGCUGGCUUCCCCUCCACAUCAUCAACUGCGUCACGUUGUUCUGUCCGACCUGCGACAAACCCCUGUUCCUGAUCUACAUCGCUAUAUUGCUCACGCACGGCAACUCAGCCGUCAACCCCAUCGUCUACGCCUUCCGCAUCAAGAAGUUCCGCGACGCUUUCCUGAAGAUCUGGAAGCAGUACUUCUGUUGUAAGGACGUACCCGCCAUUUUGAACCAGCCCAGUGAGAAGGAUGGGAAUGAGAAGGGGAACCAGAAUGGGAACGGGAAUCCUAAUCUGAACGGGGACUCACAGCCAGCUCUGUCGCCACCACAAGAAGGGCAGCAGCCUCCACUAGAGCAGGGGGCCAAGCACCAACUGCCACAGUCUCACAACGAUGCCACACCACAGCAGAAACCCCCCAUGGAGCACAACAAUAUCUAACUGCUCUACUUUGACGUGUCAGAAACCUGUCAGUUCCUAUGUUUUGGGAGAUGAAUAGAGGUUGUUUGACAGGAGUCAGAGGCAUACUGAUAGUAUUCGUUCGGAAUGUAUAGCAACCAAUGGAGGAGUGUGACAUGGUGAAAGAAACGUUUAAUCAGUCUACUUUUUGUACCUCGCACCUGGAUGUGAUUGGAUGUUUGUGUACACUACUUUGAAAGGAGUGUGACAUGGUACCUACUGAAUGGAAGGAUUCUGGUGCAGUGUUUGGCCACUUGCAGCUUAAGGAUCCAUCUUACAGACUGUGAAAUCAAAUUUGAACAUUAAUGUGGUGGUGUACAGUGGGGGAAAAAAGUAUUUAG